This is a messenger RNA of Acanthisitta chloris (rifleman), 928 nucleotides long. It is a transcript of the gene PSMD10, whose product is annotated as proteasome (prosome, macropain) 26S subunit, non-ATPase, 10. Gene Ontology annotation, molecular function: protein binding. The transcript has 4 exons. The annotation marks the transcript as partial. The record is from RefSeq and is a predicted model, not a curated record. NCBI's taxonomy places the organism in Eukaryota, Metazoa, Chordata, Aves, Passeriformes, Acanthisittidae.
CGCACCGCGCUGCACUGGGCCUGCUCGGCGGGGCACACGGACGUCGCGGAUCUGCUGCUCGGCUUCGGCGUGCCUGUCAAUGAUAAGGACGAUGCUGGUUGGACUCCCUUACACAUCGCUGCUUCGGCAGGCCGUGACGAAAUCGUGAGAGCUCUCAUCGCUAAGGGUGCCCAUGUGAACGCUGUCAACCAGAACGGCUGCACACCCCUGCACUAUGCAGCCUCCAAAAAUAAGCAGGAGAUUGCAGUCAUGCUUUUGGAGAAUGGAGCAGAUCCAGAUGCAAGAGAUCACUUUGAAUCCACCCCAUUACACAGAGCAGCAGCCAAAGGAAACCUAAGGAUGGUACAGAUCCUUGUGCAGCACAAUGCAACUGUGGAUAUGAGGGACUCUGAAGGGAAUACUCCUCUUCAUUUAGCCUGCGAUGAAGAGAGAGUGGAGGAGGCAAAGCUGCUGGUGUCUCACGGUGCAAGUAUUCACGUUGAGAAUAAAGAAGAGCUGACCCCACUGAAAGUGGCAAAGGGUGGCCUGGGAGCAAUCCUUAAAAGAAUGGUGGAUGGCUAGUGGGGGCUUCCCACUUGAGUCUCUUUCCUGUUGCACUUGUAUUUAAGACUGCAAACUUCAUAUUUUGAUAGUUCAACUAGGAUGUUAUGUGUGGGUAUCAGCAUGGUCAUAAAAUGUUUUUAUUGACGCUUUCCUUCAAGUGCAGUGCCAAAACAACUGUUUGUACUUCCUGUUAAUUAAAUAGUUCACUGGUUUUCAAGUAUUUUUCAAUAUCUUGUAGCUUUCAGUUUAGAGUAUGAUCUGUAUAAAUGUGAUCAUUCCCUCUAUUUGAGAUCCUAGUUUAGAAUUAUUUCUUUCAAGUAACAGGACCAAAAAUGCUUUAGCCACUUAAAGCCAAUUUUCUUUUGGAAGUUUGCUCUAGAGUCUU